This is a messenger RNA of Triticum turgidum subsp. durum (durum wheat), 642 nucleotides long. The record is from the annotation of a GenBank genome assembly. Lineage: Eukaryota; Viridiplantae; Streptophyta; Magnoliopsida; Poales; Poaceae.
AUGGCGUCGCCCGCUCCCGCUCCCGCGACCGCGAAGCCCAUCGCUCUCCGGCGGCCGCCGGUCCCAGUCCGCGGCGGGUUCUGCCCGGUGCGUCCGUCCAUGGCUGCAGCGGCAGGCCGGCUCAGAGUCUCGGCCUCCGCUUCCGCCUCGGACGUGCCCGACUUCCUCUCCUCCGACUGGCUUGAAACACGCAAGAAGAAGCCUUUGGGCCCCAGGUUGAAUUUUAAUGCAGAAGAAGCAGUGGAGUACCAGCUUGAGGCCUUGAAAUACAAUGACAAACCCCGCCCGGAUUAUGGGGUUGAGGUCAUGUACCGGUUUGCAGGCUUUAAUCCAUUUGAAAGGUCAACUUAUUUUGGACGACAGUUUGAUCUUGGGCAGUUCGAACGUUUCCGGCGGAUAUUUCACCAUUCAACUUACAGGGUGCUGCUUGGCCACAAAGAAAGAGAGAUAUUAAGCAGAUUAUGGGUUGAAGAGAAUCAAUUUAAGCAGAGAGUUUGGAUCCGAGGAGCUCGCCCGGAGGAAGAAGAGAUAUUCCAGUUUACAAUGGUUCAGAGAGUUGGCGGCUCGUGGGACGGCUACUGGCUAACCGAGAGCUUGACAAACGACGACGGGGACGCAUUCUCAGGCGGGGUUGCUUAUUGA